Coregonus sp. 'balchen' is the source of this 8547-nucleotide messenger RNA. The record is from the annotation of a GenBank genome assembly. Lineage: Eukaryota; Metazoa; Chordata; Actinopteri; Salmoniformes; Salmonidae.
AUGACGGACAACACUAAAACUCACGUUAUUUUGCUGUCAUGUGGAAGUUUUAACCCCAUCACUAAAGGACACAUUCAUAUGUUUGGUAAGCAUUACCUAUGCGUUCUUCUGUAUAUUUUGAAGGGAUGUUUUGUGCUCCAGAUGUUGUGGGUAGAAGAAUGAGAAGGCGUUCAGGAGUCAAGAUUACUAUGGCAAUUAACCUAUAUAUCAGUAUUAUAAUGUCAGAAUUGCGUGAUGUUGGGUAGGCGUUUUGCCAUUUAUGGUAUUCGCUGUCCACGAGAGGGGUGCUGAAAUGGGCGACGGCCUCAGUGACGGAAAUAUGAUUAUGUCAAUUAAGUUAAAGUCUUAUCAUUGAAUUUCACGUGGGGGUCUUUAUUUCGCUGUGUGUUUUUGAACACCACGGAUGUUUAAAAUAAUUACUUGAAUUAACAACAGAACCAUUCCAUCUACAGGUUAUUAUUACUAUAUUAAGCGCACAGUACCAUUUCAGUGUAGUCUACGUAGGUGGAUGCUGCAUAGGCCGACCAGCCCUAAAAACAAUAGCAAAUGGAUUUGAAAAAGUAGGCUAGGCUAUUUUGAGAUAGUAAUGCAGUAUCAGUAUACGGAUGUUGAGCCACUGGACACAGGGAGCAUCUUGAGCAUGUUUGGGCAUUGGUUGCCUGAUAGCAGAUACUGCGUCACUCAUAACUAAUGAGAAAUCGUAUCUCAAAUCAUAAUAGCAUACAAUCAAUCUUUCCGUGCAGCCGAGCAAUAAUGUAAAAUAAUCGGCUAAACACAACAGGGUUUCACCAAUUCAUGGAAAUGCAGCAAAAUGUCAAGAAAACACAUGGCAAAUCUAAAUCUCCUGACUAAAUAUUUUCUAAUUUUUGACAUAAUUGUUGUCCUGCAUAUACUUUCUUUUUCAUGUUCUGUGACUGCAGACUUGCAAUUUGAUUAAUUCAUUUAGGCAAUUGCGUUAUUGUCUUUGCCCUACCUGUUAUCAGUUUUCAACGGACAUUUCAUCAAUGAAAUAUCUGUGGACUAUUUCAUCAUGGUUUUCCUGUUGCUUGAAACAUUAGGCUACUGAUCCAGUACACACAAUUCAGUAAAGGCACAAUGCCACAGUUAGGGAGAUCACAUUUCAACAGCCAGCCAGAUGCAUCAGUAUAUUGACGAAAACAAUCACAGAAGAACUAGUAAAGUACUGUAUUUUAUAAUACAAACCAUUAUCAUAAAAGAGAGUUAAAAUGACUGUCAUCCAAAAUUAGGAAUAUGAGGGUACACCAUAGGCUAGUACCCUGAAAAAUAACUAAAUCCUAAGAGAUAGUCAUUAGAAUAGAUAGAGUGAAAUCAUUAUGCUGCAGCAGUAGUAAGUGAACCUGGAAUAUUAUGAGGCAGAGGGGGAAAGCAUCCAUGUUUCCAUGACCUAUUUUUCAAACCACCUCUCUGCAUGCCUUGGAGUGGCAGUAAAAGAAAAAUGAAAGUACUCUAGUUGCUCAUAGGGAGCAGUUGAAACUCCCCCAGUGAGCCCUUCUGACUCACAAAAGGAUUACAUGAAAGAACAGAAAGAGAAGUAGCAAAUACAUACAUAUAUCAAGGACUAGGACUACUGAAUAUGAAAACUUGUGGAUGGUGUCAAAUCAUACAUUUUAAUAGUGAUUCAAUUUCAUAAAUUUUUCAAGUCAUUGUUGAGAAGAAUUGUGAUUCUCUUGAGAAUGUAAUGGUAGUAGUUCAUUAUUACCUCAUUCAAUAGUUGCAUGUCUUCACUAGAUUCCUUGUUUGUGUCCCAAAUUGCACUCUAUUUCCUAUAUAGUGCACUACUUUGACCAGAACCCUAUGGUCCCUGGUCAAAAGUAGUGCACUAAAUAUGGAAUAGGGUGCCAUUUAGGACGAAGCCUUUAGUAUUUUUUUUUUUUGCCUCAACCCAUCCCAGAUUUCUGACUUUCUUAUUAACACUCAACUCAACCUAGCUUUUGUACUUUUCUCUCUCAAUAAUACAUUCUCUAAUCAUACUGAAAUGACUCUAUCUGUAGUGGCUCUGCUCAAUUUGCACAGGCAGUGUACAGUCGUGGUCAAAAGUUUUGAGAAUGACACAAGUAUUGGUCUUCACAAAGUUUGCUGCUUCAGUGUUAUGAUAUAUUUUUGUCAGAUGUUACUAUGGUAUACUGAAGUAUAAUUACAAGCAUUCCAUAAGUGUCAAAGGCUUUUAUUGACAAUUACAUUAAGUUUUUGCAAAGAGUCAAUAUUUGCAGUGUUGUCCCUUCUUUUUCAAGACCUCUGCAAUCCACCCUGGCAUGCUGUCAAUUAACUUCUGGGCCACAUCCUGACUGAUGGCAGCCCAUUCUUGCAUAAUCAAUGCUUGGAGUUUGUCAGAAUUUGUGGGUUUUUGUUUGUCCACAAGUUCUCAAUGGGAUUAAGGUCUGGGGAGUUUCCUGGCCAUGGACCCAAAAUGUCGAUGUUUUGUUCCCCGAGCCACUUAGGUAUCACUUUUGCCUUAUGGCAAGGUGCUCCAUCAUGCUGGAAAAGGCAUUGGUCGUCACCAAACUGUUCUUGGAUGGUUAGGAGAAGUUGCUCUCGGAGGAUGUGUUGGUACCAUUCUUUAUUCAUGGCUGUGUUCUUGGGCAAAAUUGUGAGUGAGCCCACUCCCUUGGCUGAGAAGCAACCCCACACAUGAAUGGUCUCAGGAUGCUUUACUGUUGGCAUGACACAGGACUGAUGGUAGCGCUCACCUUGUCUUCUCCGGACAAGGUGUUUUCCGGAUGCCCCAAACAAUCGGAAAGGGGAUUCAUCAGAGAAAAUGACUUUAUCCCAGUCCUCAGCAGUCCAAUCCCUGUACCUUUUGCAGAAUAUCAGUCUGUCCCUUAUGUUUUUCCUGGAGAGAAGUGGCUUCUUCGCUGCCCUUCUUGACACCAGGCCAUCCUCCAAAAGUCUUCGCCUCACUGUGCGUGCAGAUGCACUCACACCUGCCUGCUGCCAUUCCUAAGCAAGCUCUGCACUGGUGGUGCCCCGAUCCCGCAGCUGAAUCAACUUUAGGAGACGGUCCUGGCGCUUGCUGGACUUUCUUGGGCGCCCUGAUGCCUUCUUCACAACAAUUGAACCUCUCUCCUUGAUGUUCUUGAUGAUCGGAUAAAUGGUUGAUUUAGGUGCAAUCUUACUAGCAGCAAUAUACAUGCCUGUGAAGCCCUUUUUGUGCAAAGCAAUGAUGAUGUCACGUGUUUCCUUGCAGGUAACGAUGGUUAACAGAGGAAGAACAAUGAUUUCAAGCACCACCCUCCUUUUAAAGCUUCCAGUCUGUUAUUCUAACUCAAUCAGCAUGACAGAGUGAUCUCCAGCCUUGUCCUCGUCAACACUCUCACCUGUGUUAACGAGAGAAUCACUGACAUGAUGGCAGCUGGUCCUUUGUGGCAGGGCUGAAAUGCAGUGGAAAUUAAGUUCAUUUUCAUGGCAAAGAGGGACUUUGCAAUUAAUUGCAAUUCAUCUAAUCACUCUUCAUGACAUUUUGGACUAUAUGCAAAUUGCCAUCAUUAAAACUGAGGCAGCAGACUUUGUGAAAAUUAGUAUUUGUGUCAUUCUCAAAACUUUUGACCACGACUGUAUAUCACAGACUUUGAGCUGGUGACUUGCAACACAUAGUCUACAGUAAGUUUCCACAGACAGGCUUGCUUGAAGAGGACUCAUAUAAUCAGUUUCUCUAUUGGUGGCAUGCAGGCGGUAACGUUACUCCACAAUAACAGAGUGAAUAGAUACAAAUAUGAAUUCUUGCCCUGUGGUCGAAACAAAAAGUCCUCAUCAAUCAACUUCCAAUUGAAAACAGCUGUUAUUAUAGACCUAAUUUGUAGCCUAAACUAAAGCAUGGCUUCUGGAAUUCUUUGAUUUGUCUUCCUGGAGAUAAACUGUAAGAAUGAAUUUGCAUGGAUACUGGCAAGCCAGGGUUAAUUCAUUUUUGGGUUACCUUAAGCAAAAGAUUCAGCAAUACAUCAGAUUGAUUCACAACAGUGCCCUGUGGAAAACCAUUUAUUCAUUUUUGAAUGACAACACAGUUAAAUACCGUUUAUGACAAGAAGAAAUUCAGUUACCAAACUUCUCAUGACAGAAUUAUAAACAUUUUGCUGAUGGCAGACAAUAAGACAUAGGUUACCUGAUUAAAACUGUAAUAUUGUGCACACUAUGAACUAUGAUAAGUAUGUUGACAGUUAUGUACUGUAUCUGCUUUUACAGAAAAAGCCAGAGAAUACCUGCACAAAACAGGGAAGUUCAUUGUGAUUGGGGGUAUCAUUUCACCUGUACAUGACUCCUAUGGCAAACCGGUAAGAACUUCUUUAACAGUAUAUUCACAGACUGCUUCGUUUGGUAUCUAUGAAGUUUGAGUAACUAACAAAUAAUCACCUAAUCUUAUCUGACUGACAUGAGUAAGUGUUGCAUUCGGAUUACAUAAGCCACCUCUAAUACUAUCGUCAUCUAUUCUCCCGAGCCGUUUCUGGAAUGAAUGAAAAGCUUGUCCCAGUUUCUCUCUCUAUAAGAAACAGAAAACAUGAAUAAUAAAUGUAAGAUAAAUGACGUUUCAGUCAGAUCAUGAAUCUUAUGUGCAUUUUUUAAAUAAUUGUGUCUCUCGCACGAUAAAGACAUAGAUCGAAUGAGGAUUGGAUUAGUAUGUUAUAAUUUUUGUGGUUGCAUAAAUGAUUGACAUUAGCCACAGAAUGUCAUCAGUAAUUUCCAACAAACCUACAGUACAUUCCUCACAAAUAAAACAUGUCAAACCAUUUGAUUACCAUGCAGAGACAUACAAUAAAGAGAAUAAACACAAUAUGCGUUGUAAAUGGCACUCUAUUCCCGACGUAGUGCACUACUUUUGACCAGAUAUAGUGCGCUAUAUAGGGAAUAGGGUGCACACAAUGUGACACACACAAUGCACACAAUGACUGGUUGAAAGCUUUAUCGAUCCCACCGUGUGUUCACAGGGCCUCGUCCCCAGCAGACAUCGUCUCAUCAUGUGUCAACUGGCAGUCCAGUCCUCUGACUGGAUCAGGUGAGUCAGUGGCUAUCCGUCCAGAACAACAAGGUGUGUCCCAAAUGGCACCCUAUUCCCUACAUUCUGCACUGCUUUUGUUGUGCACUAUAUAGGGAAUAGGGUGCCAUUUGGGACACAGACCUGGUGAAAAUAGGUAUCAUUAUCAGUAAACAGGAUGACAUCACUUCCUCUAUUAGUCCUUUGAGACAGGAUGUUUUUCUGGCAAUGUUACUAUCAAGACACAAUGUGUGAGGUAUUUAGCAGAUGUGUAUUAUCAUCAGUUCUAUUACCCUACAAAUGAAAAGGAUAGAGAUCAGGGCACGUAUUCAUAAAGCGUGAGUAGGAGUGCUGAUCUAGGAUCAGUUUUGCCUUUUAGAUUAUGAUGAAUCUACAGGAGGGACCUGAUCCUAGAUCAGUACUCCUACUCUGAGACGCUUUAUGAAUACGGGCCUAGAAGUACACAGCUGUUUAUCUAUCAUGUGUUAUUUUCCUGCAGAGUGGAUCCCUGGGAGUGCUACCAGGACACAUGGCAGACUACAUGCAGCGUGCUGGAGCAUCAUCGUGACCUCAUGAAGGUAAGCCAGGCCAACUCAUGGAAUAAGGACCAGUUACUCAAAUCACACUUUAUUGCCAUAUAUAUAUUUUUUAAAUCAGGGGCACCCUCAGCACCCCUACUUCCCACGGCUAUAUGUAUUGCAUGAGCUGUACAUUUGGCAAUGAAGGAUAAUAUCAAGAUAAAAUUGUGGUAGUUCAGAGAGAAGAGAGUUCAAGGUAGCCUACAUUGGAUGCAACAUAAUUAGCUACUGGAACUUAUUCAUAGAUGAUACAUUCCUGCACGGCCCACUGGCUAGUUGAAGUGUGUGGUGGAAAUAUUUAUAAAGACUGAGAGCAAUUUGAACUGUUUUUAGAAAUAGCCUGUACCAUUAAAGUAUGCUGCGAUUGUUUCCAUGGCAACAAAACAUUACAUAUUUAGAACACUACAGUAUAUCAAACCACUGCUGUAAUAUGUGACAAAUCCAAUCCUUCCAUCAGAAUGUGAGCAAUCUAUUUGUGCUGCUGACCUAAGCUGGAUCAAAUGCCAUUUUUUGGAACUGAAGGUGUCAAUCAUUGUAUUUUCCUGUCCACAGAGAGUCACAGGGUGCAUUCUGUCCAAUGUGAACACACCGUCCACAACUCCAGUAAUCGGCCAACCACAGAAUGAGACUCAGACUGGCAUCUAUCAAAACCACAACACAAUGAACAACAAGCCCAUUGCCAGUGAGGGAUUAUGUACAUACAUACUACACAAAUGUCUUUCAGAUAUAAUUUAUGCCAUUUUCAUUAGGUUGACAAUAAAGGUCUGGUACUUAGAAUCUUAAAUAUAAUUUAUGAUUGAUAAAAAAGAGGGAAGGUUGUUGUAAUGUACCAAGAAAUGGAUUGUCUGCUUUCUAUAACUUUUUCAAUGGAUAUAAUUUGCUACUAGAAAAUGUCUGAUGUUUGCUUCCUUAUACCUAAACAGUUAAGCUGUGGGGGAAGAUGAGUGAGAGCUUGGGCAAAAUUUGCUGUGUUCGCCCAAACAUUGACCGUUUUACCUUUGUGGGUAAGUAGUAUGCUACACAAGCAGCUUCCUGAAAAACAUACAGUACAUUUGUAAUUGUAUGGUAAAUUCACAAUGAUUGAUUAAUAACCUUUUCUUUGAUAUUUUUUCUUUGAUUUCAAAAGAUGAAAAUGCCAACCUUGGCACUGCAAUGCGAUAUGAGGAAAUUGGUGAGUUAACACUCUUUUGUAUGUCUCCAUAAGAUUGAUGUAUUACCAAUAUUGCAUACAGUCUGUAUAUUGUCAGAAUACAAAAGCUUUUAGCUUAGGUCAUUAUAUUUUCCCUCAACAAACCAUAGUAACUUUCUUCAUUAUCGAAUAAUUGAACAGGAAGUUAUCUUAUCCAUGUACUCUUUGUUUAUUGGGUGUCUAAUUUCUGUCUUCCUGUCUAUUGUCCAGAGUUGCGCAUCUUGCUUCUGUGUGGCAGUGAUCUUCUGGAGUCAUUCUGCAUCCCUGGCUUAUGGAAAGACAGUGAUGUAAGUAGGCCCUCUUGCUCUUUCUCUUCUAUGUCUUAUUAAGUCUGUUGUAAGACUGUCAUUCCCACAGAAAAUAAUAACACUUUUAGUUUUUUUUCUAGUUCUUUUCAUACUUUGCAUAGUAUACAUACUAGCUCUAAUGGCUUGCACUGAAGUUCUAAGCAGACAUAGUACAGCCUGUAAAGAGGCCAAAGGUGACACUGCAAGACUAAUAGUUUUGAAUAAUGUUGACAUUUUAAUAUAUCCAGUCUCCACUUAGAGGCAUGAAUACAAAUUAUUUAAUACCCUAAUGAGCAUAAUGUUGCAUCCAAGAUACUUUACCAUAACUAUUAGUGACCCAUUUAAUCAGCAUUGUAAGGCAAUACUGAAAUGUGUCAUACAAAUGGUUUGCAGAUGGAGGUGAUUGUGGGAGACUUUGGGAUUGUUGUUGUGCCUCGGGAUGGAGUUGAUACAGAGAGGAUAAUGAACCAUUCCUCUGUGCUGCGCAAGAACAAGGUAAUAUCUACAUUAUGAGCUUAUAUGAGUCAUAGUUAAAAGUGGAAACCCAAUAAGCUUGAUAAUGUAAUCUGUUAAAAGCUUAUUAUGUUCAUGUCUUUACAUGGAACCAACUCUGUACCAUAGAAAAUGAUAAAUGUCAAUUUAUUCAUUCUAUAACAUGUAAAACUUUCUCUCUGUGUUUUUUCUUCAGGACAACAUCACAGUAGUAAAACAUGAUGCCAACCACCCUAUGUCCAUUGUCAGCUCAACCAAGAGCAGGUAAAUGUGAAUUAUAAUUUAUCAACCAUCCUAUUUUGGGCCUCCAUUAGGCCUAUUUAAUAAAUAAUAAUAAAUAAUUAUGGAAUCUACUGUCUUUUAUUCACUGUGGACUCUGGUAAAGUUAGGUUAUUUAAAAAAAAGGGAAAAUCCACUCAUAAACAUUUUUUUUCAUUUUUCAUUAGUUUUUCAUAGUUGAUACAGUUCCAAAAUGUGUCAUCGGACACAUCAUCUUGAUGAUGCAAAAUGCAUUUCGUAUCAUCAUGAUGAUGUGGCCGGUGACACUUUGCUUCUUGAAAGACCAAUAUCUUGAACACUUGACUGCUGACAAUCAAAACAUUUUGGGACUGUAUCAACAGUGGACUAAUGAAAAAAAUACCAAAAGAUAGUUGUUGAGUGGAUAUUCCCUUUAAUGUACCACUUCAGUAGCUGUUUAGGCUCUUAGGUAUAAAACAUUUGGUAAACAUUAGGGGGCUGUUUCCCGGAUACAGAUUAAGCCUAGUGCUCGACUAAAAAGCUUUUUCAAUGGAUAUUCUCCAUUGAGCUUGCUUUUUAAUCCAGGACUAGGCUUAGUCUGUGCCCGGGAAACCGCCUCUAGAAGUUGAACAAAGCUGUUCCCAUAUCACAUUCUAAUUCUAUGUCCCUUCCAUCAGACUGGCCCUGCAGCACGGGGACGGCCAUGUGGUGGACUACCUGAACCAGACAGUCAUCGACUACAUCCUGCAGAGUCAGCUCUACAUCAAUGCUUCUGGAUAG